AUGAGAAAGCAAGAGCUUGUCAAGAUAUGCACAUCUGCAAACAAACACAUUCACGUCCUCGAGUUAAUGGGCUCUAAUCAUCUUUCUUUGACUUGGGUUCUUCUAGUUUUCUUGGCAUUACCCACAAAAUUUGCGAUCCAAGCUCAAGGAAUUAAGUCCACAAGACUCCUCGACCUUGCAAUUCGAUAUUACACGUUCAAGUCGUACAAGAACUUCAAAACAGGCAUGUCAUACAACGUUCAUUUGCCAUCAAAUCUAACAGGUGUUAAUGUGAGCACUGUGAAGUAUCGUUGUGGAAGCCUCAAAAGGAUACAAAUGUGUGCAACAUUUGGAGACGAUGGUAAGGUGACACUUGAAAAAGAGGUUGCGCCAAACAUUUGUGGCACCAGGAGCCAAGGCCAUUUUGGGUUGGUGGUAGAAUCACCAAUAUUAUUGCCGGAGAGGAAGAAGAUAAAGCGGUGGAAGGUGGUGUUUGGAAGCUCAUUUGGGGCAGGGAUUGGGGCUUUUCUUUUGGGGUUACUAUUGGUAGCCAUGUUUGUGAAAGUGAAGAAGAAAGCUAGAUUGGAAGAGUUGGAAAGAAGGGCAUAUGAAGAGGAAGCGCUUCAAGUUUCCAUGGCUGGACAUGUGAUUCGAACUCAUAAUGUUUAG
Lactuca saligna is the source of this 648-nucleotide messenger RNA. The record is from the annotation of a GenBank genome assembly. Lineage: Eukaryota; Viridiplantae; Streptophyta; Magnoliopsida; Asterales; Asteraceae.